Molecule: messenger RNA, 831 nt
Organism: Stereum hirsutum FP-91666 SS1
Lineage: Eukaryota; Fungi; Basidiomycota; Agaricomycetes; Russulales; Stereaceae
Exons: 12
Coding region: 1-831 (276 amino acids)
Source: RefSeq, a predicted model, not a curated record
AUGGUCAACUGGAAAGAUCCAUCUAACAUCCUCGCCGAACACCAGGUGGUCAUCAAGCUUUACCACUUUUUAUGCGGCGUAUACAUAUGGGACUACGUGGUCACUUUAUCAUUUGGUUGGCGGCUAAUGAAAAGUCCACGAGCUCGCAAGCCUGCACCGGUUGCAGCUAUCACUGUCGCUGUAACGUUGGCAUACCUUGCAUUGGCUUGUGCACAAGCUCUGAUCGUUCUACGAGGCUUCCCUAACACCAUCACGAUUAACACCGCACUUGCUGCCUCUAGCAUCGCUGUCUGGCUACACCACAUCCCCGUAUCUGUGUUGCUUGUCGCCAUCUGGCUAUUAGACUGCGGGUGGCAACUUUACAGCCUUAUCGCGGUUGCGCGCUCAAAACGAAACAUCGUCAAUGGGGCCUGUACCAGCCCUUGGUAUAAGACUGACGCUAGCCGAAACACGGUAAUCGUCGGACUGUCUACCGACUUUGCUCUUCUAUGCUUUGUUCUCGCUGGCUGCCUCUGGAAGAGAAUUCUCGAGCAGGGGAUUGUAUGGAUUGUGGUCGCAGCUCUAGCGGGACUCCCUGCGGCGAUUUUUCUGGAAUUAGAUCUCAAUGGUUCGUGGCAUGAGUUCGUCCCGGGAAACCGCACGCAACUGAUGACACGAAUAUGCAUCGAAAUAGAGCCUAUGGAUUCCAUGUUCGUCCUCUUCAAUAAACCAUUCAGUACACUGGUUUUUCCAAGCGGGCACGAACAGGUGGACGUUGAACAGAAUUCCGCGGGCAUACACAAUGCUCCUCUGGGUCUUGAGACUUCCGACAUUGACGGGUCAGCACUGUGA